GAAAGUGAUUUAUAUGUGCGUGUGAGUGAGUGAGUGUUUACCCCCACCCAAUCAAAUUGUGGGAUCCCACGCGUGAUGUUGAGAGAGGGAGAGAGAGAGUGAGAGCGAGAGAGUAAGCAAGAAGGGUGGUGGAGGAGUGCAAAAAGGGCGGUAAAAGAAAAAAGAAAGAAGGAAAAAUGAUGCCCCUGUCGUACAACAACAACAGCGACAGCAGCGGUACCAGCAGCGGCGUAAACGGUAUAUUGCGCAAAACGGGUGGAGGUGCUGCAUCGUCGGUUGGAGUAGGAGGUCUCACAGCAAAUGGAAACAGUGUGACCAACUCGUUGGAGUCACGCCAACCGCCACUGGAGCUCCUUGUCUUUGGCUAUGCCUGCAAGAUCUUUCGGGACGAUGAUAAGGCCAGGGAAUUAGAUCAUGGCAAGCAAUUGAUACCUUGGAUGGGCGAUAUAAAUCUCAAAAUAGACAGAUAUGAUGUACGGGGAGCCCUUUGCGAUUUAUCCACAUAUGAAGCGCCACCUGGCGGCUAUGGCAAUCGCUUGGAAUAUCUGAGCGCCGAGGAACAACGAGCCGAACAAUUGUGCGAAGAGGAACGAUAUCUGUUCCUAUAUAAUAACGAAGAGGAACUUCGAUUGCAGCAAGAGGAGGAUCUCAAGCGUUUGCAACAGGAGACAUCUGGCGGAAGCUAUUCCAAUGUGGGUUUUCAAUACGAUGGCGGAGGAGCACAGGGUACUACCGGGGUCUCCUCAGCCACAACCACGCCACAACUUUCACCCGGAUCGGGGGCGGCGAAUGAAGAAAGUGAAUUACCAUUUGUUUUGCCAAGGAAUCUUAUGGUUGCCCCCGCACCAGGAAUACAAUUGCCCGAAUCAAUGAAACAACAUGCAAUUAUAGAGAAAACUGCACGAUUCAUUGCCACCCAGGGCAUACAAAUGGAGAUUCUUAUCAAGGCCAAACAAUCGAAUAAUUCCCAAUUCGAUUUUCUUUGCCAAGGUGGACAAUUGCAGCCAUAUUAUCGUCAUUUACUCGAGGCCAUUAAGCAGGGCAAAUUCAUUGAAGCUAUUACCGCAACGGAUGCGCCAGAUCAACAGGAGAAUAUGGAAACUGAUUCAUCUUCCGGCAUUCACUCAUCCCUAAUGCCGGAUAGUCCGAAACGAUCCGCUCAGGUGGUGAUUACAGUUCCAACCAUCAAGUACAAACCCUCUGCGAAUUGUGCCUACACCCAAUUGAUAAGCAAAAUCAAAGGUGUUCCCCUUCAGGCUGUCAUCGAUGAUGAAUUAAUGAAUAAUGGUUCUCAACAUUCCGGUGGCACUGCAUCGCCCGCAUCCAGUUGCCAAUCGGAUGGCAAGUGCGGAGAUCAUAGUCAAAACGAAUUUACUCCCGUGUUGAUUCAAUAUAAUGGCAGCACUUUUGCCCAUGAAAAGGAAACGGUCGACGAAGAAAAGAAAUCAGCAGAUCAGGAUAGCUCCAAUGGUGGGUCCAAAGUUGAACUUUUGAAAAAUACCAGCGCCUUGGCUUUGGCCCAGGGCUACAGCUCCGAGAGCGAUGAAGAAGACAACAAUGAUGAUGACGAGACAGCGACAAAAGAAAAGCCACCAGAGCCCAUAUUGAAUUUCCCAUUGCCCGAGGAAAAUCUCAAGCAUAUCAUUGAUAAAACCGCCAUCUAUGUCAUUAAGAACGGUCGACAAUUUGAGGAAACGCUGCGUUCCAAAAGCGUUGAGCGUUUCAGUUUUCUACUGCCAGAGAGUCAAUUCUAUCCAUAUUAUAUGUAUAAGAUAACUGGCGACGUGGAUGCCGCUUCUAAAGAGGAGAAAACCCGAAAGGCAGCAGCCGUUGCAGCGGCUUUAAUGAGUAAAAAGGGUCUGACAUUUGGCAAGGCGGCUGAAAAGGGUAUGUCCUAUGACAGAAAGACGUCAUUGGCAUUGAAUAUUAAGUUAAAUUUUUUGCUUGCAGCUCCUGUUAGUUUUUCGAUACGUGCACGCGAUGAUCAGACUCCGUUGCCGUCGAGUUUGAACCAACACGAGGCUAGCGAUGAGGAUAACGAAGAUGCUAAGAUCAAGGUCAAGGCUGAGAAUAAUCGUUCCGGAAUGCCAGAUAGUGUCCAGCGGGCCAUUAAGCAAGUGGAAACGCAAUUAUUGGCUCGCAGUGCUGGUGGCAAUGGGGGAAAAGUAACGUCUACGGUCCUAGCAAGUGAUUCGCCGCAAAAAGAUCAGCGUCAGGCUGAGGAACGGGUCAAAGAUAAAUUGGCUCAAAAAGCAAGGGACAAGCUAAAUGGCAUGAUUUCGAAAGAGAAACAAUUGCAGCAAGAGCGAAAGCGAAAAGCCAUGGCAUUUCUCAAUCAGAUCAAAGGCGAAAAGGUUGUUCCUGCAGCAGCAGAGUCUUCUACAGUUGGUGGCAAUCCUGAUGAUGCACUCUCCGAGGCGGCCAAAGGCGGUGAUAGUGAUGCCGAGUCCACGGAAUCUGUGCGUUCUAUACCAAUAACCUACUUUGGGCCCGAUGAUGAUGAGGAGCCAAAUGCUAAGCCAGGCGAAGCUAUUCUUACAACUGUUGCUGCUGCUGCUGCUGCACCUGAUGAGGAGGAUGAUGAUGAGGAGGGCGGCGAUGGAGAUUUGGAGAAAUAUAAUUUACUAAACGAUGACAGUACCAAUACAUUUACCAGUAAGCAUGCUCCGCCUCGCUCAGAGGUAUCAUCAUCAUCAUCUGUACCGCAGCCGCCAUCGAAAGCUUCGGCUACUGCCCCACAAAUUCCCGUGCUGCUCUCCGAUGAUGAUGAUGACGACGAUGUCCAAGUGGUGAAUGCCACAUCAGGCACACCCAGACGUAAAUCCAAACGCAAAAGUCGCAGUCGGGAUAUAGUUAGCUCUUCGUCCAGUUCAGGCAACAGAAGUAGUAGAAGUCGUUGCAGUUCCGCCUAUACACAACGAAGAGCGAAGCGAAAGACCCCUCUUGUGGACGUCAUGUCAACGUCAUCCUCGUCUCGACGCAAACCAAAAAGGCAUCGCAGUCGCAGCCGUAGUCGUAGUCGCACUCCCCACAACUCGCCUUCACACAAUCGUCCGCGUAGUUAUCAGAAACAUCGAAGUAGAUCGCGUUCCAGAUCGAAACGCCGAGGCAGUCACAGUCGGAGUCGGAGUCGCAGAAGUUCAACCAGUCGGGACGAGCGUCAUCAUCGUCGUCGGCGACAACGCAGCACUUCGAUGCGUCGCCAUCUGAGUACGCCUCAAAAGAAGAGUCACAAACGUCACAAGCGGCGGAGACGCAGUAGCUCUUAGUUUAUCUUUUUCGUUCUUUAUAUCUAUGAUUUAAUUUAAGUUCUUUAUUUUUCUGAUCAUAAGCAAAUUUUUGAAUAUAUUUAAAGGGUUCUUCCCGUCCCGCCCAUGGAUUUCUCUUUUGUAAAUGUUGAACGCCAAGUAAAUAAAGAAGAUAGUGUUGUCCAAGUAAGCAAAAUA
Messenger RNA from Drosophila willistoni, 3446 nucleotides. It is a transcript of the gene su(w[a]), whose product is annotated as protein suppressor of white apricot. Gene Ontology annotation, biological process: mRNA 5'-splice site recognition; RNA processing. Lineage: Eukaryota; Metazoa; Arthropoda; Insecta; Diptera; Drosophilidae. Gene Ontology annotation, molecular function: RNA binding. Bases 177 to 3269 code for a protein of 1030 amino acids. The transcript is spliced from 6 exons. The record is from RefSeq and is a predicted model, not a curated record.